Messenger RNA from Trichomonas vaginalis G3, 2049 nucleotides. Its product is annotated as dipeptidyl-peptidase protein. The transcript has a single exon. Gene Ontology annotation, cellular component: cytoplasm. The record is from RefSeq and is a predicted model, not a curated record. Gene Ontology annotation, molecular function: dipeptidyl-peptidase activity. Bases 1 to 2049 code for a protein of 682 amino acids. NCBI's taxonomy places the organism in Eukaryota, Parabasalia, Trichomonadida, Trichomonadidae.
AUGAAAUCUAUUCCUCCUGCCAAUUUAUGCACAACAGACUUCCUAAUUGGUGACCUCAAAGCCCCACAAUAUGCUGCCGGCUUGACACCAAAAGAACUCCAAUAUGCUGCAAAUAUGAUUCUUGCCCAAAAUGCUGGUGCUUUAGUUCUUUUUGACCAAGUUUCCAAAGAAUCAAAGAAGAUUCAUGCUUUCCUCAGUGCCUUCCUUACAGAAACACCAAUCGAAAAGCUCAGAAACGCAGAACAAAACUCACCUCUCUUCUACUUGUUAGAAUUUGCAUGCGCAUUCUAUUACAACUCAGGAAACUAUCUCGGCUUUGGUGAUACAAAGUUUGUACCACGUUUAACAAAGGAACAACUCCGCGAAAUCGUUAAAGAGAACGCCCACGUUUCCAAACUCCUCGACGAAUGCAUUGAAGACAUCUACGACGUCUCCGGUCCAAAGUCACAGCUUGGAUUUAACCCAGAUGGAUGCACAGUCUACUAUCAACCAGAUGAUUUCACACAGAGUGAAGCAGAAGGCAUCGAUCAGGUUCUCAAGGCUGCAGGCGUAAGAAUUGAGAACACAGCAAUCAUCCGUCAUGCUGAUAAAUACGAAGUUUCAGUUGCAUCAAUCGAAGUCGACGAAAAAGGCCAAAAGGUCGGAACAUACAACGGAAAGGAUGUUUACGUUACAAAGGGACGCUCCUCAGAAGCUCUCAAGAAGGUUGUUAAGCACCUCAACGAAGCAUUGAAGAACGUAGCUAACGAUACACAGGCAGAGAUGAUCAAAUGCCUUAUCGAACACUUCACAACCGGUUCCGUGGCCGCCCAUGUCAAAUACAGUGAGCAUUGGGUCAAAGAUGUCGAUCCAGUUGUAGAAACACAUACAGGCUUCAUUGAGAACUACCGCGAUCCAAAGGGAUGCCGCUGCGAGUUCGAAGGCUUUGUUUCAUGCGUCGACAAGAACGAAUCCGUCGCUCUUCAUAAUUUUGUCGAUUCAUCAGCAACAAUCCUCAAAUUAUUACCAUAUCCAAAGGAAUACGAGCGUGCUACAUUCAAUCCACCAUCAUACAACGCAUUAAACAUCUUACAAAUGACAUCUACAGGAUAUCCGAUCGGAAUUAACAUUCCAAACUACGACGAAAUCCGCUUAAACGUCGGAUUCAAGAACGUCACCCUUUCCAACGUUCUCUCCUCCGUCGCUGUCCAGAAGAGUGUCUUAGGUAUCCUCGAUCCUUCAAUCCGCGACGUAUUUUCAGAGUACUGCGAGCAAGUUGAGUCUCUCGCUGUUGCCGCUGUUGCCGCCCACGAACUCUACGGCCACGGCAGCGGUCGCCUUCUCAAGCAGAAGGACAUUGAAGGAGGUAAAGUAGAUGAUCUUCUCAACCCAGGCCGUAAAGUCGAAACUUGCUGGCCAGAAGAUGGCACAUCCUUCGAUCAGAUGUUUGGCGCUUGCUCAUCAGCUUACGAGGAAUGCCGUGCUGACACAACAGCUGUUUACCUCGCUUUCUUCGAUGAAGUUCUCGAUAUUUUCAAUGUGGCCAAAGAUAAAAGUGUCAGGAGGAACUUCCUCUUUGUCACCAUUGUCAAGAUGCUUGUUGCAGGUCUCUGCUCGAUGUGGUGCUACUCCGCAGAGGCUCAGAGGUGGACACAGGCACACUCCGCUGCAAGAUUCGCCAUCCUCAGAGCUUGCAUCAUGUGGGGCCGCGGUGCUGCAGAGGUUAAGAAGCUUCCUGAUGGCGGAUACCAGCUCUUCGUCGAUAUCAACAAGCUCGACGGAAUCCAGGACGCAAUCACAAGGCUCCUCAAGCACCUCACUUACUACAAGUCAACAUGUCUUCCUGGCCCAGGAGCAGAGUUCUUCGCAGCGAUGACAGCUAUCGAUGACAGAUGGAUGGCAGUGAAGAAGUUCAUCGACGCACCGCCAGGGAAGAAACCUGCUUACUGCGGUGGCGUCGUUCGCGGUGAAGCUGGCAAUUACAAGAUUGAAUCUGUUGUCCAAGACAAGGCAACACCACUCGAUGUCGCUCUUACAUUUGUUGAGAAUAUUAACCGUGCUUCUCAGUAA